Limulus polyphemus (Atlantic horseshoe crab) is the source of this 8985-nucleotide messenger RNA. RefSeq lists its product as uncharacterized. The coding region runs from base 140 to 5125 and encodes 1661 amino acids. Gene Ontology annotation, molecular function: histone H3K79 methyltransferase activity. Gene Ontology annotation, cellular component: nucleus. NCBI's taxonomy places the organism in Eukaryota, Metazoa, Arthropoda, Merostomata, Xiphosura, Limulidae. Gene Ontology annotation, biological process: regulation of transcription regulatory region DNA binding; DNA repair; DNA damage checkpoint signaling. The record is from RefSeq and is a predicted model, not a curated record. The transcript is spliced from 20 exons.
GACAACGCCUCCGUCACACAUGGACGUGUGAGCGGAGGCUUUCGUGGUUCCUUGAUUUGUAGCAAAAUAAGAAAUAUAUGAAGCUCGAAGUUAGAUGAUAAUUUAACUUAGUGAAAUUGAUUGUAUAGGGUAAAGGAUAAUGGCUCAACAGUUACUUUUACACAGCCCUGUUGGAGUAGAGCCGGCUAUUUACUAUUGGCCUUUGUCAUCUUCAGACAAGAAUGAUGGGGCUGUUGAGAUUGUGGAAACUAUUAGGUGGGUUUGUGAGGAUUUCCCAGAACUGAAGUCAGUUAUAAAAAACCAUGUACUGAAUAAUUGUGAUACAAGGAGCUAUAAAGGCAUGAAAAACCUUUGUGAUUUGUACAAUCAUGCUAUUGAUGGUGUGUUACACAUGAAUAAAGGCACUUCCACUCCUGUUACUGCCUACAGUCAACCAACAAAUGGAUUGUUGAGACACAUCAUUCAGCAGGUGUAUAACCACUCAGUCACUGAUCCUGAGAGGUUAAACCAGUAUGAACCUUUCUCCCCUGAGGUGUAUGGAGAAACAUCAUAUGAAUUUGUGGCUCAAAUGAUCCAAGAGAUUGCCUUAAGUAAAGAUGAUGUGUUUAUUGACCUUGGAAGUGGUGUUGGUCAAGUGGUUCUUCAGUUGGCUGCUAUGUCACCAUGUAAGAUGUGUAUUGGAAUUGAAAAGGCUGAUGUUCCCACACAUUAUGCUAAGGCAAUGGACAGGCACUUCAGGUUCUGGAUGAAAUGGUAUGGAAAAACAUAUGGCGAAUACAAGCUUAUCAAAGGGGAUUUUCUCACAGAUGAGCAUAGAGAUGCAAUUGUCAAUGCUUCGUUGGUGUUUGUGAACAACUUUGCUUUUGGGCCUACAGUAGAUCACAUGUUGAAAGAAAGGUUUGCUGACUUGAGAGAUGGUGCUAGGAUUGUGUCAUCAAAAGCAUUUUGUCAUCUCAAUUUUCGUAUUACAGACAGAACUAUGAGUGAUAUUGGAACCAUCAUGCAUGUGAAAGAAAUUACCCCCAUAAAAGGUUCAGUGUCAUGGACUGGGAAACCCGUGUCAUACUUUUUACACACAAUAGAUCGGACUAAGCUAGAACACUAUUUCCAGAGAUUGAAGAAUCCAAAACUCAGGGAUGAGGAAGUGGGAAACUCUCGUGCCAGGAAAUGUAAAAUCACUGCCCCUAACCACUUCCUGAUGGACUCUUCAUCUAAUGAUUCUAAAGAUCUAAACAAGGAUGAUACAGUCAUUUUUGGACCAACCACAAGAAAAGCCUGGUCAGCAUGGUGUAACAGCCAGAACAAGUCAAUAAUUAUCAAUACCAGUGGACAAGAGAGCAAUGAAGAAAAUGAACCACUUAAAAGACCUGUAGAAAGACCUUUAGACAAGCAAAAGCAACAGAGGCUAGUGAAGAUAAAAGAAAUAAAGAAAAAGCCUGGGCGACCUAAGAAAGGCACAAUUAAGACCAAACCUCACAAAACUCUAAAUUUCAGUGGACUAGAUCUUCUUCACACACAAACUGUUCUGAGUACUUCAAGUAAAGGUGAACGGUCUGAACCUGCUCCUGGUUGUAUUGACCAGAAGUUAGAUAAUGUGGUUAUGAAUUCAGCUAACUCCACCAUUUCUUUUUCUUCUUUGGAAAACCCUUCUACUCUGCAAGAACUACUUGACAAUUACAAGAGUCAGUUUUUGUACUUCUUGCAAAAAAUGAAAACCUCUCAGUACAAAGAAGAUCUGAAAAAUAAAAUUGAGAAAGAAAAGCUACGAAAAACUAAUUUGAGCUCAAGAGCAUCCAAACUAGAAAAGCAAAUUGAAGCACUUAGUCAAGAUAGCAUUACUCUUUUGAAGAAUUGUUUGCUAGACGUGGGAAUUCGAGCAGACUCUUCUUCAGAUAUGCUCAAGAAGACCAAAGAAAUUGUUGUGAAGCAUAAGGAACUACAAACCAAAAGCUUAGCAUUGCAGUGUCAAAUUAGCUCACUGCAGUCAAAAUCAGAUUUACCAUUAAUAUCUCAAGGUAAUGAAAAGAUGAACCUACCUGUUGAGACAAAUGGUUUAAAGAAGAAUCCUAAAAAUCUUCCUGUGAUACAAGACCACAUCCUGAAAGAAAUCUCAUCCACCCUAACCCAACGUAAAGCUCUCCACAGCAAGGUACAGGAGUUGGAGGAUGAAGUUUACUCACUUGAGAAAACAGCAGGUAAAGAACAGAAGCUUCAGUGCCCAGAAGAUAACAUGGAACAACACAUUAACUACACUUUUUCAGAGGAUCUUUUGGUUUCUAGAGCUGUAAAGAACAAGAAAGAGCCUCUAACACUGGAGAAGCAAGAGAGUGAAAACUUAGGUGCUCCAUUUUCAACCUCUUCUGCCAUAUUUACUGGAUGCUCAGUAUUCUGUGAUAGGUAUAUAGAUAAUUUUACAUCCUGUCUACCUUUUGAUGCUUGUCGAGAACAAGAAUUAAAGGAAAAAUUAGCUGUGACCACCUCUAAUCAUUUCUCAUCUAACAUCAGUGAUUGUAAUGUUAGAGAUUUGUCUUGUGACUACCAAAGUGUAACAAAAUCAACCAAUUCUUCCAUAACUUGUACACAUCUUAUUGGUGAUAAUACUUUCCAAGAGGAUCUUUUACCUACCAUUCCUUACUCACCAAUUAGCCCAAGCAGAAGCCCAUCACCCCAAAGUACUAUUCUAGAGAAUAAAUAUGAAUCUGUAUCAUCCUCAACUAAGUCUGAUUCAUUGGCUGGUCAUGAAGAAGUGAGCACUACAAGGUUUACAUCUUGUUUAUCCCCCUCAGAAGUUCAAACCACCCAAAAGUAUGUUGAAAAAGUCACUCUUCCACCCCUGCUCAGUAGAGAUCCUCAUUUACCAUGCAGUUCAAAGUUAGAAAUGUCAAAGGGAUGUAGAACUGGAAAACGGAGUCAUAGUCAACUCUGUGGAUCAAAAUCUCGGAAGCAAUGUUCAAGCAUAAACACGUCCCAGCAAGAUGCGUAUGAGAAGUUUUCAAGCCCAAAAGCUCUGAAUGGCUUAGUGCUGAAUUUAGGGAGUCUUCUGGCUUCCAAGAGUUCUAAAGGCAGUCCCAAGCUUGAAGAGAUAAAGCAUAAAAAACAGAAACGAAAAUACAACUCUUCUUUUAGUGGAUGCGGAACUAGUGUACCAAAAAAGCAUGGCUGUUCACCUCUUAGUCGUGCAUCUGACUCUGGUUUUGAGAGUUUAGGAUCUAUGUCACAAAGUAGUGGACCUCCUAGUGCUUGCAGUAUUUCAGCAACAGAUUCAUCUCCUGUUGAAAGUGGAAUCUGUUUGACUGCAGACAUAUUGGAUAUGAACAGAGUCUCACCAACCAGUGUUCGAAAACAGUUGGAAAAUCUAACAAGAUCUGUAGCCAAAACAAACUUUCUUAAAGAAGAAGAAGGAAAUAUUAAACAAGGAGACCAAACAAAGGGAAAACAAUGGCAAGCCAAAGUCAGUAACGGGUUUGAUAAACUGUUGUCUUUUACAUCAAAUAAUAGAGAUGAUCAGCAGCAAGAGCUUUCAAAAUCAGAUAAAUGUGGACAUUUAUGCAAUGGCUCUAGAAAAAGCACCAGUAAAGGGACCUUGCCUCACCAGGAACCUAAGAAGUGGGUGGUAGACAGCAUCAAACAUGGUGACCACAAGUCCAGCUCUCAAGAUAAUUCUGUUUCCAUCACCAUUAAAGCAGUGAGUCCUUCAAAUUUAGGCCACCGGAUCCGGGAAAAUCACCAAGAGUCUUCUCCUAGUAAAUUAAGACAUAUACCACUGAAAGGCCCAAGGACUCCUCCAGAGACACCUCCUAGCACACCAUCAGCAUCUCCUAAAUGUCUUACAAUACCAACCACACCUGUACCUUCAUACCACUGUCACAGCCCUAUCAGCAGUGUUGACAGUCCCUGUAGUAGAAGAAGUCGGAGUAGGUCAGUGAGCCCACUUUGUUAUGGUGAUGAACGACUACAUUAUUGCCAUUCACAUGACUACCCUCGAUCACGUUCAGGGUCAGCUAGUAGUAUAGAUUCUACCAGUAGCCUUGGUAGUGGGAAAUACUCCAGAUCAGUGAGACCUUGUCAGCAACUAAGAAGUAUGGAAAAAUAUGCUGAAGGGAAUAAAAAUAGAAAGAAUUUAACAGCUUCAUUAAGGAAUGAUAACAAAAUUUGUAGUGUAGAAACUGGAUCAGAGACUCUUAUGUCUCAUCCAGCUUCCUGUACAACCAUGAUGACUUAUCCAGCCUACAUGGGAGGGCUUCCUGUCAUAUCUGUGGGAAAUCUUCACUCUCAGAAUAUUCAUUACACUGGUCAGUUUGUGUUUCAUAAUUCUGCCUCAGUCAACCAGAGCACAGUCAAUGUUGGAGAAACAGUUGAUCCUUCUCCGCCUUCUGUACCACCACUUCAGUCUUCUUCACCACUUCUGUCUACUGUGUCUGAUAUCCCUGCAGGAACUUUUGCUUUGGGACCUGCACAUUCAUCAGCUAUGAUGACCCAAGUUAACUUAGCAAGCUUUCCAUUGACAACAGGUGUUGCUCAGCCUGUGAUUCCUUUAAUGGUAGACUUUUCUGUUUCCCCACCUAAAUGUGACAUGCUUCCCCCUACUUCUUCAACUAAUGUGCUUCUACCACAAGCACUUCCAGAAUUCAAUGUUCCCCCAUCUACUGUAGGUUCAUCUCCUACUACUAGUAAUAUUCAGCUGAACUCCUCGGUGAACUGUACAGUCAAUGGUAAUAUUCCAAGUGGUCAGUCUCCAUCGGUUAUUCCUGAUGAGGUACAGUCCAGACUUCAGCUAAAUAUUCUGUCAUCUCAGUUUGCACUAGAAAACAGUGUGAUGAUUCAGCCUCGACACACACGUACACCUACAGCACUGGUUUCUGGAAAAACUGCCUCACAAGCAUUGAUAUCACUGCCCAUUAAUGAUUACUCCCAGACUCAAGUGUAUUCAUCUGUUUCUUAUCCAACUAUGUCCUUGCUGAUAGGUGCUGAGUCCCAGAAAGACACAAUGUCUGUUUACUCAGCCAACAAAGAGAUAGUCAAGCCAGUGCAGAACUACAGAUCAAUAGCUAAUCAUUCCAGUAUUAAAAGAAGCAGUACCAGUUGUAUCCAACAGCACCAAGGCCAAACCCAGUUUGUCUCCUAAACAUCCAGCAUUAGUUGAGACUGUCUUGGUCAUUCUUGGAAGAUGGCUACACCAUCCUGCUCAUACAAUUCCUGACUCUCUUAAAAACCUGUUACUGGUUGCAGGAUGGAUAAUUUAUCUCUAAUUAGUGUGGUUAACUGAAGGAGAUUGUUGUGAUCCCCAUUUUAGUUCAGAUGGCACCCGUAACUGACAUAGUUUUAGGAAUGAUGAUUUUCAUAACUACUGUAUAGAGAAAGCAUUUAUUAUAAUGAUUUUGUUCUUUUUAGUAUGCCAAGACUAACUUUGACAAGCCAGAGAAUUAAUUGGGUUUCAAAUUUGUAUAUUUCAGCAUAAUUUUGGUUUUGUUAAAGUACAUAUUUUUCUGAGAAAUGUUUCUCAGGUUUCUGAAUUUUCUCUUCAUUUGAGGACUUUUAAGUUAGUGUUUUAGUUGUGGAUUGUUCCAAAGACAAGAAACAUAAAAUUUUUUUCAUUAUGAAAAUGGUCUGUAGAAUUGUAAUAUUUUCUAAGUUUUGAUAAGUAAAAAAAUAUACUCACAAUCACCUAUUCAUGACCAGUUUUAUUCCUAGUCUUAAUUUAUGGAUUUUUUUUUACAUAGGCCAUAGUUCAUAAUGCUACAACUGAAAUAUGCUAGUUUGUAUCUUCUAUUUCUUAUCUAACUUGAAUGAUUAAAAAAGAUCUCUAAAUCACAGCCCGUCCAACUCAUUUUAAUCUUCUGUGAUGUUAUCAUCCAAAGAAGCAUCCAAUCAGCCAUCAGAUGAAUUGUUUAUGCAUAGUUUUUUACCAGUUUAUCCAUUUCUAACUAUAUAGGCUUAAGAGCCAUCAUUUUAGUCUUUCUAAUUCUGCCUUCUGUGUAAAUGUGGACUUAGGUAUUGUUAUUAACACAUUUUGAAACCUUUCUUUUUCUUUAUCUCUAAAUCAAAUCAUUAACAUGUAAGAACAUGCCUGAAAUGUUUACUUGUAUAUUCAUUACUAGUAAUUAGCAUGGCAAACUGUUAAGAAAAGUACAAGAGCAACAAGUAUAAUGACAGUUACUUAGCUAUUUACUCUAGCAUAAACCAUCUAAUUUAAUUUUUAGUAUAUAUCUACUUCAAUGGUUGAUAUAUUUUUAUAUCAAUGGUUUGAAGACAAGCUUUUGGCCAGACCACAUGGUCUUGGGACUGGGAAUUUGAUUGAGAAACUAAAAUGAUCAAGCUAAUUGUAUUUUAUUUUUAAUUAUAAUGAUGAUGAAGUAUACAAGUUCAUUAAAAUUCUUAAUUUAUGUCUUGUAUGUCUAUUAUUUCUCAUAAAUUGUCCCUUGUCUGAACUUAAUUUUGCUGUAAUGUUUAAAUGUAUAAAAACGUAACAUUAAUGUAAAAAGGGCAUUAGUGCAUCAGUUUUGAAAGGGUCAUACAUAAAUAAUAAGAAAUUCAGAUGAGAUGGACAGAGCAAGCCUUACUAUCAGUAUAGCUUAGAUAGAAAAAUUAUCAGUUUUCAAAGAACAGAUUUGACAAAGCAGUUAGUGGUGAAGAAAAGCAGGAAAUUAACUUUGUUAAACUAAGAUAACAGUGGAAAACAAAUUGGUUAAGCUUUUAAGUCUUUCUUGGCAUAUGAUAGAUAAGUGAUUCUGUUUUUAAUAGUAGAUAAUGUACUGAACUAGGAUAAUUAUUGGUUAAGUAGCAAGCCUCAACUGUCUGUGUACUUUUUGUUCCACUAGUAUUUGAACAUAAAUGUUAAAGAGUUUUUACAAAUUAAUACAGAAUUAUUUUUCAAUUACAACCAACCAAGUUUUCAAACUGGCAUGACUACAACUGGAUUAUGAAAGAAAUAGUAUUGUAUGUAAAUUUUUAUGGGCUUCUCCCUCAUCCCUAAGCAGAAUAUAUGUUUUAAAACCAAAGAAACCAACACGAAUGUGAUACAAAGUUAUAACAAUUGUAAGGGAAGUAUCUUUGUAAUUCCUUGUUCUAGGCAUCAUCAGUUUAACACUGCCAGUAGUUUUGUAUCAUGAUGGUGACCAUAAUCUGAUAAUUAAAACAAUCACUGCCAUUUCUAUUCUUGAGGAGAAAAAUGUCAUGUAAAAGGAGAAUUUGGUAUGCAUGUAUUUUGAAUAUGUUUCUCAGUAUGAUUUUAAUGGUUUUUGUACAAAUGAUAAUGUAUUCUCUGGCAAUUGUAUGUUUCCUCACGUUCAGAGUUUUUGCCAAAGGUUGCUGUUUUCUCCCAUUACUUGUAAUAAAUAUCAAUGUUGUUUUUUGUACUUUUUCUUUAAUUUCUCAAAGAAAGUGUGGAAGUGAUUCAGUGUAAUUUAUUAAAGAAAUACAAAAGCAACUUCAGUCUGUCAUGAAGUUUUUUCAGCAUAUGUAACCAUAUAUCUAUAUGAUGUAAAGGUUUUUGCAAUGUAUUUAUGUGCAUAAUGCCUCAGGGUAAAAUUCUUAAGAAACAGUGAAUUAGAUGAAAUUAUUUGAUGAAUUGUAAGUCCUGUGAUUAAACAGUCUAAAAAACAGAAAUGUUCUGAACCAUUGUUGUUUAAACUAUUAUCAAGCUACAGAGAAAACAGAAAACUUUUUUGCUAUGAACAGACAAAUACCUUUGGCCAGUUACAUAGGUAGGAGUUCUGUUACAUCAGUAUCAAAUAAAGCAAAAUUAACAAAUCUCUGUCUUUGAUAGCUCUUGACCUCUUGAUAUAUUUGGUUGAACAUAUAAAGAUGUGAAGCUAGAUCCCGGCAGUGCUAAAACAGUUCUAAACGGAAGUUUGGUGAUUAGCAUAAUUACUUUUUCAGUAACACAUCUAAUUAUUUAAUUUUUUUUUCAAAUAUCUGGAAAAAAUAUUUUUAUACAGAAACAUACAUAAUCACAUAUGAUCCAUAUCACAAUCACCUAGCGCCACUAAAUAAGUAAAUAAAUUGUAUUUUUUCUAUGUAAAGAAUUGAUAAUGGACAAUUGCUGCAGUGUGGUCUAAUAUGUGAUUUUAUGCUCAUCCAACUCAACUCUUGAGUGCAUCAUUUGAGUUAAUCCACAUAGGUUAUUUUGUUUUAACUUACCUGUAUAUACUAGGAACUCAACUCUUGAGUGCAUCAUUUGAGUUAAUCCCCACUGAUUAUUUUGUUUUAACUUAUCCGUAUAUACUAUGAAGAACAAAAUUCUGCCUGUACUUUUUUCUUGAAAUUAAUAGGAGUGUAGAUGUGUUAAGGUUCAGUAACUUUCGUUAUAGGGACAUAAUAACUGCCUCUGUGACAUAGUUUUUUCUUUGAGAUUUAUAUUUAUUUUUUCCAUCUGGGAAGCAGGUACCUUGUUUUGAACGUACAUAGUCUCUUAUGUAUUAUUUAGACUAAGUAACUGCAAAAAAUUAUUUCCUCUACCCAUUUAAUUCUUUAUAAAAUGUAUUCAAACUAUUUUCACACUUAAAUGUUUAGAAAGUUUGAGAGUGGUGGCAUAUUUUGUAACAAAAUAUUAUGUUUACUACUCUACAGCUGUGCCUUUCAAGUUUUAGAAACUUCCACCAAAACCUUCAUCAGUGUCUCAGUAAUAACGAUACUAGUUAAAAAUGAAAGAAAACUUGAAAGUUUUUGUUGUUUUGUUUUUACAACCACAGUGUUCUUAUAGGUUGAUUUUUUUAUAACAUCUACUUGUGAAAGAAUGUAAUUCAGUAUAUUUAUCGCUGUAGCCUUGGUGAAAAAUAAUACUUUCAUUCAGUAAGUGAUUAACAACAUCACAUAUCAUCAAUAUGACGUAUAUUUAUCAUCUGGUGAUCUCAACGUUUUAAAUAUGUUUUUGAGUAAAAGUUGAACAUAGCUGCCUACUAUAUCUUGAAUUUUAAAUAUAUGUGGCAUUACUUUAUUGUACUAUCUAAUGAGGAGCAUUGUGUAUGUAUAUUGUGUAGUUUUAAU